AUGAGACUGAGAGAGGCGUCGGGCGGAAGUUCACGGCGGUCAGAUGAGAGGGUGAAGUCGUUUCUACCUUCGGUGGAGGAGUCCUACAAGCCAGACGUGUCGAAAGCGGAGCUGUACCAAAGUUUGCUGAAGGUCGUGUUGCUGGAAUAUAUCAACGAGCCGCGGUUUAGACGGCAGUACCAGCGUUUAAAUGAUGUGGAAACAGGCGAGCUCUUCCCGCGAGAGCGGCAGCCGGUGCGGUCAAGGGAUGAUAGAAAGCGUGCGACGUGGUUCUGGCCGAACGGGGAACUUGAGUCCACGGAGGGCAACGCGCUGAAGAAAGUGCGGCCGAUACUGGAAGGAAGGCUGUCGGACAUCGCUAUUGGCAAGUACAAGAUCCGCAGCGACUUUCUGCGGCGGAGUCUGCUGAAGCUGUACAAUGACUUGUACCUGGACCCGAAUAUGUCGAAUCUGCUGGAGAACAUGGGGCGCUUCGAGGAGCUGAUCAUGCUCUUCGCGAAGGCGGCUAGCGGGGAGAUGAUGAAGCUCGACGUGGAAGAUACACAGAAGGAGCUGUACCAACAGGUUUCCCAGUUCAUAGACAUACUGAUCGACUUGCUUGCUCGGUGCGAGGUCUCGACCCCAGAGUUCGUGUCGAAAUUACGGAGCUACACAGAUUCUUUCAAGCCAGAGGACGGCGAGGGUUCGAUACGCUCUCGGUCUUCGCAAGGCGUUCCGGCGGUUGGGGGCAAUUGCAUUGAAGUUACCGUCAAACCUGCGUUCACGGUGUCCGAAAUAUCGCAUUCGGUUUAUAUUAUGGAGCUGUUCGGCGUCGACGAGAAGCAAUUUAUGGCUGACGUGUUACACCUGAAGGAUGGCAUAAAGAAUGAUUACUACCAGUAUGAGCUUGACGCUAUAAAACACUCCAUAAAAAGCAACGGUGGCUUUACCGCGGACGAUUUUCCUACGAAGGAGUUGUACGAGCAAUGGAAAGAGUACGAAUUGCACGCUAUUGAUGACUUAAUAAAUAGAUUGGAGGAAAACAAGGCACGUCAUAAUGAAUCACUCUCGAAGAAGGCCGGCGUCAAAGUGAUCCCGGCGAAUUCGAGAGGAAUGCUUGUAAAGCUGUUAUGCAUAUUGCUGGAACGCGAGCAGCCAUCACAGACGUCGCCCCUAUCUUCUGAUGCGCAGUUUCUGAUUUCCAAAUGUGCUAGAUAUUGGAGACUAGAUUAUUUUUCUACGCGGGUUUCAUUAUUUUACACUGCAUAUAAUCUAACUUUAUUAGAUGAUGGCGAAAUGUUGAAAGACGAUAUUGAGCACUUGGUGCAGGCUGCUCAGUCGAAAGGUGCACAGGUAUCCGAUACCGAGUUUAACAGCACCAAUUGGAAUGCCGUGGAUAGACACCAAUGGCUCAUAAACCUGAAUCACACUUUUAUUAGUUGCAUGAAUGUUCUUCAUCUGAUGUUAUCGGGGAUCUACAGUAAACCGAAACCUAAAUUUUCUCCUGUUUUGAAUAUAUAUUAUAAUUAUGUGAAGACCGACCCUCUGAUGAUCCAAUACAAUUUCCCGGAAACAGACUUUUAUGGGAAAUGGAUGAAGCAGCUAAAGCGAUGCCUCACCCAUACGAGUGAAGACUACUAUGCCUCCUUGGUUAAGCAGGCUAAGAAAGAACCAUUUGGAAUGUACAGCAUCCAAGAUAUUGCCGAAGGGAUCGUACAGCAGCUGAAGAUCAUCCAGAAACGGUACCCGAAGCCCCUCCUUGACGAGAUUAACAUUACUCGCACAUGUGCCGUUGUCACGAUCCAGAAGUUUUUAGCUGAUCUUCCGGAAUUUAUCAAUGAUGCGGAACAGAACGCGUUGGCAGAGAAUACCGAAGUUUUACCAGCAGUUGCAUUGGAGGCAUACCGGGCAAUACAGGAACUGAAAGAUAUAUGGGUGCAGCUUAAGCCAAAGGAUCUUUCAUUUAACACUGCGGUUCAUGAUCCUUUCUAUAAGUACCUGGAGCGGCUUUGUGCUGAUACUUGCGUGAGAGUGCAUGAGGUGAUUCAUAAUUCAUUGAAGGAGGAAACCUGGGAGCCGAUUGAUGAGAGCCAUCAUUAUAGCUCUUCCGUUCUUGACAUAUUCAAGAUGAUGAACGAGUCAGUACAAAUAUUUGAAAAGCUUCAGUGGGAGAAUGAGUACGAGAUUGCGAAGACCAAGACUCGUCUAUUGAAGUCAUUUUCCGAUGGACUCUGCCAAUAUGCUGCAAAGGUGUUAGCAAUCAUAGAAGAAGAUCUAUCCCAAGCGGAUAGUGCAUUGCAUUCUGACGAUAACUCAUACGAAAACCUCAUCACUCUGCAGGGCACGGCAGAGCGGAUGAAGAACACUUGGCUCUUCAACGAAAUGAGAAACGCUCUAAUGCCCGCUCUUGCAGAGCCCCCAGAAACGUACGAGUUUAAGCAGAGAACGUGCGUAUGCUUAAACAACCUCAGCGAAAUGAUGCAGAAAAUAAACGAUCUCGAAGAGACUGUCAAUGCAGAGAAGAUAUCAGACACUAUCUCGAAGCACCAAGUUAAGGUUGAAGAUAAAAAAGAUAGAAGUGAUAAAGCAGUCCCUCAACUCUAUACAAUUCGCAUUGUCAAGGCCGAAAAUAUCCUUUCUUUCAAUAGCGAUGGGUCUUCUAAUAGUGCUGUCACUCUGGUGGACACCUCAGUUCAGCGGGAAAUUGCAAAAACAAAAGUUGUCCGGAAAACAGUGAACCCCAUGUGGGACGAACUCUUUGAGCUUGUCGUGCCUGCCGGCGAAGCCCGGAUGAUCAGUGCGACUGUGUGGCACCACAGCGCGAAGAUCAACCCAGUCAGCUCAUACAAAGUUUGCGGGAAGUGCUCGCUGUUGCUGGAUCCCACCGUAUACCGCUCAGACGGAUACCCCCAGGAGACCAAUCUUGACCUGGACACGCAGGGCCGUCUAAUACUCCAGGUUUCGCUCGAAAGCGAGCGCUUUGACGCGAUGUUCUGCGUGGGGCGGGCCCACCGUGCCCUCUCCCGCGCCUGCGACAGGGCCAUUGGCCUCAUGGUCAGCAAGUUCACGGCCUUCGUCAACUUCUCUCUCUCGCGCGCCGCGCUCAAGACGGUGGUCAGCUCCACGACCGCCAGCGCGCCUGGCGGCGCGGGAACCAAGACGAACGUCGUGUACGACGCCAUCCUCCCUCUCUUCGACUACCUCAACUCCAACCUUGCAAUCCUGGCCACCGAGCUGACCCGCUCGCUGCUGCACAAGGUGAUGCUGCAGGCCUGGAACACUAUCCUGCACUCCGCGGACGCCCUGUUGCUGCCCAACCUCUCGUGCGCCCGCUCGCGCAAGAAGGUCAUGAGCUCCAAGAGCAUGACCCUGUGGGAGAACGCCAUGAGCAUGGCCAAGGGCGACUCCAGCGACUCUGCCGCCGCCGCAGCCACGAUCCCCGGCUUCGGCUCGGCGCUCACCCCCCGCGAGAUCGACGUCGUCUUCGACUGGCUGCGCGCGCUCUGCGUGGACUUCUUCCACAACGGCGGCGAGGGCCCGCCCCUCCACGACCUCAAGAACCAGCACUACCAGAACCUCCUGCUCGUCCCGGUCUUCUACGACAAGGCCGCGGACGAGCUGCAGGCCGAGGUCGAGCGUCUGAUGCCGUUCUACGAACAGUACCUCGACCGCCGCAACUACUUCGACUUCGGCAGGCACACCGCAUCGCGCCCGGCGCUCCCGAAGGGCUCGCUCGCCCGCAAGGACUCCGUCUGGGCCCACAGCUCGCGCCGCAAGCGCGCCCAGGUCGCCGCCGCCGUGCGCCAGCUCGAGCACGACCCGCUCGAGGUCGCCGCAGUCACGCAGGACAUUCUGCUGCGCAUCCUGCUUCUCCGCGGCCGCGCAGCCUACGUCCAGGACACCCUCAGCCGCCGCGCAGAGCUCGCCAAGGCCAUUGCCACCCGCAAGCUUGUGCGCGCCGCCGUGCAGGGCCGCGGCGCCCCCCUCCGCAAGCCGGACCGUACAUAA
Eremothecium gossypii ATCC 10895 is the source of this 3987-nucleotide messenger RNA. RefSeq lists its product as uncharacterized. Bases 1 to 3987 code for a protein of 1328 amino acids. The record is from RefSeq and is marked provisional. NCBI's taxonomy places the organism in Eukaryota, Fungi, Ascomycota, Saccharomycetes, Saccharomycetales, Saccharomycetaceae. The transcript has a single exon.